CUUUCUUUCGUCUGCUUUUAUACUCCGUAAUGAAAUCUUAAACCUUGUUCUCCUUCUUGUCUCGGUCUCUUUGCAUCCGGAAGCAUUAGUUUUGUGAAGCGGGCCUACCAAGGCUGCCACCAUACUAUUCUGUCGAUCAUUCAUUUCUACUUGUAUAUAUGUGCUUGGCCUUGUUCUUGCCAGUAUUCUUGUGCGUAUAUUUUCACGACCAUCGAGCUCUAACCUGCUACCUUUCUGUACAUCGACCCGUCCUUUGCCGUCAUCUGGACCAUAAUACUACAGCCCUCCACAUCCUACAUUCGAUACUCUCAUGACAUACACCUGCUUUUGAAGAACCACGGAUACUGAGCAUAAGCCUAAAACACAUCCCCACCAGCGAGGCAUUCGCGACAUGUCUCUCGUGGGGAACUUUACCUCGAAUUACGACCAUAGCGUCGACACCCAAGGCCCUGGGAUUCUAAGUCAUCGCAGGAGAAACAGCGAGGUUGAACAGACAUACAAUCCCUUCCACCACCAUCAUACAGCCAACGACGACGAUGCUGAAGCAAUAUCAGAGGGGAAAUUGGGCUCCUCCAGCAGCUCCGAUGACGAAGGUGCUGAACGGAUAAGAGACCUCGCUCGACAGCUCACUCGUGACUCUGCCCGAUCCUACGGAGGUGUCAACCCAUUCGAUGCGGAGCCUGACUCCGCCCUCGACCCCAGCUCAGAUAACUUCAAACCUCGAGCUUGGACAAAGGCCAUGUUCCAGCUGCAGUCAUCCAACGAUCGCUUUCUUGGAAGGACUGCGGGCGUUGCCUUCCGCAACCUGAGUGCCCACGGCUUCGGUGCUGCAACCGAUUACCAAAAAUCCGUCGGCAAUGUCUUCUUUGAGGCCGUUGGCAUCGCUCGCAAAUGGAUGGGGGUCGGACAACGCAGAAUAGACAUCCUCCGCAACUUUGACGGUCUCAUCAAGCCCGGAGAGAUGUUGGUUGUCCUGGGUCCUCCAGGUUCCGGCUGCUCAACCUUCCUCAAGACCAUCGCAGGCGAAACUCAUGGGUUCAAUGUGGACAAAGAUUCGUACAUCAACUACCAAGGCAUCAGCUUUGAGCAGAUGCACAGGCACUUUCGAGGCGAAGCGAUCUAUACCGCUGAACAGGAUGUCCACUUCCCUCAAAUGACGGUCGGGGAAACGUUGUACUUCGCCGCUCGCGCGAGGGCACCCAGACAUGUACCGGGAAACGUUCCCAAGAAUACAUACGCCGAACACAUGCGAGAUGUCAUCAUGGCCACUUUCGGUAUCCGACACACCUUCAACACAAGAGUCGGCAACGACUAUGUCCGAGGCGUUAGUGGUGGAGAACGCAAGCGUGUCAGCAUUGCUGAAGCUGCUUUGAACCUGUCUCCACUGCAAUGCUGGGACAACAGUACUCGUGGCCUAGACAGUGCCAACGCCAUCGAGUUCUGUAAAAGUCUACGCAUCUCGACCGACAUCCUGAACUGCACGGCCGCCGUUGCUAUCUAUCAGGCACCACAGUCCGCUUACGAUAUCUUUGACAAAGCGAUUGUACUGUACGAAGGACGGCAAAUAUACUUUGGCAAGAAGGAGCAUGCGAAAGACUAUUUCGUCCGGAUGGGCUUCGCUUGCCCAGAUCGUCAAACCACAGCUGAUUUUCUGACGUCUAUGACGAGUCCGGCGGAAAGAGUUGUUCGCAAAGGAUUUGAGAACAAGGUUCCUCGUACGCCUGACGACUUUGCACAAGCAUGGAAGGAUAGUCCGGAACGUGCUCAAUUGCUCCGGGAAAUCGAAGAAUUCGACCGGGAGCAUCCGAUCGGAGGACCAGAUUUGGAGGCUUUCAAGCAAUCUCGAAAAUUACAACAGGCAAAACGGCAACGAGUGUCCUCUCCCUACACACUCUCUUACGGUCAACAAAUACGGCUUUGCCUGUGGCGAGGUUAUCGUCGAUUGAUAGCAGAUCCGAGCCUGACCUUUACGCAAGUCUUUGGCAACACCAUCUUGGCUUUGAUCAUCGGUUCUAUCUUCUACAAUCUCGAUCACACCACUAACUCGUUCUACUCUCGAGGCGCUUUACUGUUCUUCGCUAUUCUCAUGAACGCUUUCGGAUCGGCUCUGGAAAUCUUGACCCUGUACGCGCAACGUCCGAUCGUCGAGAAACACGCCCGAUACGCAUUGUACCAUCCGUCUGCAGAAGCAUUCGCGUCAAUGUUGAUGGACAUGCCGUACAAAAUCUUCAACACGAUUGUCUUCAACGUCACUUUAUAUUUCCUAACCAACUUGCGAAGAGAGCCUGGAGCAUUCUUUUUCUUCCUGCUCAUAUCGUUCUUCCUGACCCUGGUCAUGAGUAUGCUCUUCCGAACGAUCGCUUCCGUCUCACGAACACUCAGUCAAGCUCUUGCUCCAGCGGCUGUUCUUAUUCUGGCCAUUGUCAUCUAUACAGGCUUCGCCAUUCCUGUCAACUACAUGCUGGGAUGGGCGCGGUGGAUCAACUACCUGGAUCCCGUGGCCUAUGGCUUCGAGGCAUUAAUGAUCAAUGAAUUCUCUGGGCAAAACUACGACUGUGCGAAUUUUGUACCUACAGGUGCUGGCUAUGGGAACGGCGUCGCUCACCGUGUCUGCUCGACUGUUGGAUCUCGGCCGGGUCAAUCAUUCGUCAAUGGUGACGACUACAUCAACAGCAGCUACAGGUACUACGCAUCGCACCGGUGGAGAAACUUCGGGAUACUCAUCGCCUUCCUGUUCGGCCUCAUGUGCACGUACCUGGUUGCAGCAGAAUUUGUCGCGGCAAAGAAAUCCAAAGGUGAAGUUUUGGUCUUUCGACGUGGUCACAAACCAGCCGCACUGAGGAAGAAUUUCCCCUCAGAUGCCGAGGGCGGCAGUCCUGGCACGAUUGUUGCAGCAGAAAAGGACCACAACGAGCUUCAACCCAUCUCCAGCAUCAUCCAGAAACAGACCGCCAUCUUCCAGUGGAAAGAUGUCUGCUACGAUAUCAAGGUCAAAGGAGGCGAACGACGAAUACUGGAUCAUGUCGACGGCUGGGUUAAACCUGGCACCCUUACAGCUCUCAUGGGCGUGUCCGGGGCAGGCAAGACCACCCUUCUGGACGUUCUCGCCACACGUGUGACCAUGGGAGUUAUUACCGGGGAAAUGCUCGUCGACGGCCUCCAACGCGACGAUUCCUUCCAGCGCAAAACCGGAUACGUACAACAACAAGAUCUACACUUAGAGUCAUCCACUGUCCGCGAGGCAUUGAACUUUAGUGCCCUCCUCCGCCAGCCAGCACAUAUCCCCCGUAAAGAGAAGAUUGCCUACGUCGAUGAGAUUAUCAAACUCCUGGAAAUGACCGACUAUGCUGACGCCGUCGUCGGUGUGCCCGGCGAAGGUCUAAAUGUCGAACAGCGUAAACGCCUUACGAUAGGCGUCGAGCUCGCCGCGAAGCCUCAACUCUUGCUCUUCCUCGACGAACCCACAUCCGGUCUAGACUCGCAAACAUCCUGGUCCAUUCUCGACCUACUCGAGAAACUCAAGAACAACGGCCAAGCUAUCCUAUGUACGAUCCACCAGCCUUCCGCCAUGCUCUUCCAGCGCUUCGACCGGCUGCUUUUCCUAGCCAAGGGUGGCAGGACAGUCUACUUCGGCCCCGUCGGUGAAUCAUCACGGACUCUGACGAGCUAUUUUGAACGCAACGGCGCGCACCCUUGUCCCGCGGACGCGAAUCCAGCUGAGUGGAUGCUCGAAGUCAUUGGUGCCGCUCCAGGUUCGCACACGGACAUCGACUGGGUCGAGACGUGGCGCAAUUCUCCUGAGAUCAGGGAGGUGCACGCUGAGCUCAAGACGAUGAAACACGACCGGUGCAGAUUGGCUCGAGCGACGUCCGAUCCGGCGGAUAAGACGAGCUACCGCGAAUUUGCGGCCCCGUUUUACCAGCAGAUGUUCGAAGUCCAGAAACGUGUUUUCCAGCAGUAUUGGCGGACCCCGUCCUAUAUUUACAGCAAGUUGUCGUUAUGUACCGCUUCGGUGAGUCUCUCAUUUCUCAUCCCUCAACCCCUUUGGGCAUGAACAAGACGACCUCAUCAGAGAAGAUGUCGAAUCCUAACCUAGAAGUGCCAACGCUUGUUCUGGUAUUGUGCCUGCCAGGCUACGUCAAUUGUAUUGCAGGAGAAUAUCGAUCUCGCUAACGCUCAACGCAGGGCUUGUUCAUAGGACUCUCCUUCUUACACGCCCGCAACUCUAUCCAGGGCCUUCAAAACCAAAUGUUUGGUAUAUUCAUGCUGAUGACAAUCUUUGGUCAACUGGUCCAACAAAUCAUGCCACUGUUCGUCACCCAGCGCGCCUUAUACGAAGUCCGCGAACGGCCCAGCAAAGCAUACUCCUGGAAAGCAUUUAUGAUGAGCAACAUUAUUGUCGAAUUGCCUUGGUCCGUUCUCUGCGCCAUCCUGAUCUUCGUGACGUGGUACUACCCUAUCGGGCUGUACGCAAACGCGGAACCAACGAAUGCCGUGCACGAAAGAGGCGCACUGAUGUUCUUGUACAUCCUGGAGUUCUUGCUGUUUACGAGCACAUUUGCGCACAUGGCCAUCGCAGGGAUCGCGGAUGCAGAGACUGGGGGCAACAUUGCGCAGCUGGCCUUCUCGUUGACACUGGUGUUCUGUGGUGUGCUCGUCGGCCCGAAGGCCCUACCUGGGUUCUGGAUUUUCAUGUACCGCGUCUCCCCAUUCACCUACUUGAUAGACGGCAUGCUGUCCACCGCAGUCGCCCACACGACCGUCACCUGCGCCUCGAACGAGUAUCUACACUUCACGCCCCCUUCAGGACAGACCUGCGCGCAAUACAUGGCAUCCUACAUCGACAGGAGUGGCGGCUACCUGCAGAACCCGGCCUCCACCGGAAACUGCAGCUACUGCCCUAUAAGUGAGACUGACACGUUCCUGGUCGGUGCCUCGGCGCAUCCACAAUACAUGUGGCGCAAUUGGGGGAUCAUGUGGGCUUUUAUCCUGUUCAACGUUGCCGGUGCGGUGGCGCUGUAUUGGCUGGUGCGGGUGCCGAAGAAGAAAAGGGGAGAGAAGGGGAAGAAGGAGGUUGUUGGCACGAGUGCGGACGCGACGAGGGAGGGCAGCGUCUUGGAGAAACCGCCACCGGUCGACGGCACUCCUGGUCUGACGGAGAAAGAGACGGCGAGGGGCGCGGACGUUGAUGCUGAGGCGUCGUCCACGACGUUAGGCACAGCAAGACAGAAUGAAACGGAACGGCCGCUCUAUCACGACAGUGUCACGAAGCCACGAGAUCACCCUGGUCCGGCGCAACCUCCGCACAUUAUUGCAUGAUCGGUUUGGAGCGGACAAGCUUUCAACGUACAGCACCUGCAUUUUUCCUUCCGGCGUCAAUUCGAUCGAGGACCGACGAGGUGGACAGCGUGUAUAUACACCUGAUCCACGGAGCCCUCGUUCGUUGGAAUUUGCUCAGCCACUCCUUCUUAGCAUCCACUGCCACCUACAUCAAACAUUUGCGGUGUGCGGUUGCAGGUGCAUUCCAGCAUUGAUGGCGUUUCGACCAUACUUUUGUACUCGCACACUUCCCUUUCAGGACUUCCGGCGUUUCGAUCGACAAAUACAUAAUUGUUGUACUUGUACUUGUACACACCACUCUUGCCAUUCCCGGGCCGGUUAAUUUUAUUUUCGACUGCAACACUCGACUGGACUGUACUCACUGGUUCAUACGAUGGACGUGGCUUGGCACCAGCCAGAUGCAUUAUACAACAUACGACACACAGUAUUAUAACACUGUUGUCAAUACCUAGGUAUUCACACAAUUACCCCGACCUUUGUCAACAAGACCACGAGAUCGAACCAGUACAGUAACACGGGACAGGGCAGGACAUGAUAGAGAAAAAACGCGACCGGCACGGUGUAGGAUGUGAUAUGCGACGAUAUAGAAGGAUAUACUAGUAACUAGACAAUUCCCACGAAAGGGAGACACGGGAUCUAGAGAGAUAUAGAUACCAUAGACUACGGAGUACUACUCAUCUAAUAGGACCAUCAUGAUACGACUCCC
Messenger RNA from Exophiala xenobiotica, 6046 nucleotides. RefSeq lists its product as hypothetical. Gene Ontology annotation, biological process: transmembrane transport. The record is from RefSeq and is a predicted model, not a curated record. Gene Ontology annotation, cellular component: membrane. Gene Ontology annotation, molecular function: ATP hydrolysis activity; ATP binding; ABC-type transporter activity. NCBI's taxonomy places the organism in Eukaryota, Fungi, Ascomycota, Eurotiomycetes, Chaetothyriales, Herpotrichiellaceae. The transcript has 3 exons. Bases 392 to 4054 code for a protein of 1220 amino acids.